This is a messenger RNA of Penicillium cosmopolitanum, 951 nucleotides long. Its product is annotated as alpha/beta hydrolase. Lineage: Eukaryota; Fungi; Ascomycota; Eurotiomycetes; Eurotiales; Aspergillaceae. The record is from RefSeq and is a predicted model, not a curated record. The transcript has a single exon. The coding region runs from base 1 to 951 and encodes 316 amino acids. Gene Ontology annotation, molecular function: hydrolase activity.
AUGGGGUUGCACUAUGUCUAUCACAAGGCAAUCGCUGCUGUCCUUCGUGCCCUCGUUCGACCUAGACUCCAUCUUAACCCGAAGCCAAAUGAGACAAUUUUCAUUCCAUCUCGAGAUGCCGGUCGCACCAUCAAAGUCCAUCUCUACAAACCUGCCACCGCGACAAACCCCACUCCAGUCCUAAUAAACUUCUGUGGCAGUGGAUCUGUUCUUCCGACUUAUGGCAAUGAUGAUGAAUUCUGUCUCUAUGUCGCAAAUCAAACUAGAUACUCCGUCCUCGACGUACAGUAUCGUCUCGGGCCCGAGAAUCCAUUCCCGGCAGCAUUCCACGACGCCGAAGAUGUCGUGAAUUGGGCCCGGUCACAACCUGACCGCUUCGAUGCCUCAGAACUAUCACUAAGCGGAUUUAGUUCGGGCGGCAAUAUCGCCCUCGGCCUCUCUUCUUCAUCUUCGCAAUUCUGCCAGGAAGGCCAACCGAGCAUUUUCCAUACUGUCAUCUCACUGUACGGCCCAACGAAUAUGGCUCUGCCUACGCCGGAAAAGCCGCAAGUGGACAAAUCCAACUGGAUUAUGCGAAAAAUAUUCCCUGGAUUCUCCCAUCUCUGCCACAAAUGUUCGAUCCCGAACGGGGUAGACCCAAAAGACCCCCGUCUUUCACCCAAAUUUGCCAAUCCGAACAAUUUCCCCAACAAUGUAUUGACCAUCACAGCGGCUCAAUGUUCAUUUGCCUUGGAAGCAGAGGAUCUCGCUCAGAGGCUCGUUAGCAUAGAUGGGAAGUAUUCUGUAUAUAAGAGGAUGGAUGGCUGCGCUCAUGGGUGGGAUAAGGAAGCCAUAAGGGGCACAGCCCAGUGCGCUGCCAAAGACGAGGCAUACGCGUUAGUUGCCAGCAUGUUACAAGGGAACCUGAAGAGGGAUUUUCCCGCGGGCGAUUUAAGUAAGAAGGAUAACUAG